Molecule: messenger RNA, 1500 nt
Organism: Parastagonospora nodorum SN15
Lineage: Eukaryota; Fungi; Ascomycota; Dothideomycetes; Pleosporales; Phaeosphaeriaceae
Exons: 2
Coding region: 1-1500 (499 amino acids)
Molecular function (GO): oxidoreductase activity, acting on the aldehyde or oxo group of donors, NAD or NADP as acceptor
Source: RefSeq, a predicted model, not a curated record
AUGGCUUCUCCAGUAACACCAGACGCCGCGUUGGCAGAUCUCCAAGCUACGGCGCUCACAGCGCGCUGUCACAAUGUAUUUUUUCGACAGAAGCAACUCAAGUCACUGCAUGAUGCGCUACGGAAGAAUGUGUCUUCAAUCAAAGACGCCAUUAAGCAGGAUACGCGGACAUCGGAUGCAGAAGCCACAACGGAAAUUGCUCUUGCCCUCGACAUCGUGAAAGAGCACCACACGUCCCUUAACUCGAAAAAGGAAUUGGAAGAGGAAUAUCGCAUUACAAACAAAAAAAAUGCCAGCGACAGAAGAGAGCCGUGGGGCGUUGUAUACAUUGAGCCUCAACAGAACCACACGCCAUUGUUCUCGGUCGUUGUGGCUGUUAGCGCAGCUUUGGCUGCCGGCAAUUGUGUUGCUCUGAAGCUCGAGAACAACCUUCGCGCUCUACCAAGUCUACUCCGCAAGCUACUCCCUGAAGCAAUCGAAGCUGAUACAUUCUCCAUUGUGUCCUCCGCUCCGUCCUCAGAAUCUAUAUCGCAAUGUCUGCAGGUCCUUCAAGAGACACAGGUCCCCGUACCCACGUACUCCCAGCUUGUUUCGCCCGCGGGAAAAACUAUUGCGGUGGUAGAUCGCACCGCAGACCUAGCAACAGCUGCUGAGCAGCUAGUAGCCUCACGCUUUGCUUUUGGUGGAACAUCGCCGUACGCCCCAGACUUGGUGCUAGUGAAUGAAUUCAUUAAGAAGGAUUUCCUAGAACUUGCUUUGAAGCAAUCUAUCCGCUAUCUAUCCGGAUCCGAUGACGUUGCAGCAAACGGAUCGACCAAGUCAUCACAGAAACCCGCCUCACGAGUAGCAGAUGCCUUUAAAACCCUACAAGACAGCAAGUCAUGGAAACUUAGAGUGAUCACUCAAGGAGACAAUGGCGCCGUAGUUGAGCUCGCCAACCUCUCCUCGCUGCCACCGAAGGUUACCCAGCCCUUGUUCUGUAUCUCGGCCAUCACAUCUCUGGAGCACGCGAUCAGUCUUGUAGACGAAGACCUCGAGCCAUCGCAAACUCUUUCCGCGGCAUACCACUUCGGCACUCCCGCAUCAGGCAAAUACCUGUCCCAGUUCAUCAACGCAGACGCUUCGUUCAUAAACCAUGUUCCCUACCGACUCCUGCUAGGUCCAGCCACUCCAUCUUUCCAACAUAUCGAUAUCGAGGCGCGAUACACUCCUCUUCACUUCACACGGGCAUCACCAGCAUACAUUUCGCCAUCGUCGACACAAACGGCAAUGGAGAAAGCCGUGGCAGGCAAAGAAACACGCAAAGCAGCUGCGGAUCUACUGGCCAAGGCGUCUCAAGAAAUCAAAGAAAACAAGAGGGCGGAAUCAAUAGCUAUCGGCUAUUUUGAGCAGGGCAUCUUCAUUGGUUUGGGUGUGUAUGGUAUACCAUUGUUGAGUUGCAUUGGAGCGACGCUGUUCUUUGGUAUUAGAGCUGGCUUGAGGAGAUGGGUGUUUGCUUAG